UGGAAGAAGCACAAGGGUGGUUCAGAUGCUCAUCGGAAUGGGGCACCUAUUCAGAGGCAACAGAAUGGGGGACCACAGGCAGGACAGGGUCAGCCACAGGCUAACCGACAGAGGAGGCCAUUUGGUACUUUCCAGGGUAGUUGUUACACUUGUGGAGAGUAUGGUCAUACCACCAGGCAGUGUCCUAAAGCAGGACAGGGACAGGGACAUGGACAGUAUGUGCAGCAGGGACAGAGGGCGCCAGUGCCUCUACCAGCUCCACAGGUUCCACGGAUUCAGGGACAGACACAUCUGGCUUUACCGGCACCGCCGCAGACUCAGGGACAGGCGCCACAGCAGUUGCAUUAUGGCAGGGUGUAUAACCCCAAGCCACAGGAUGUUCAGGCACCUCAGACUAUUGAGGGUGUACGUCAGUUCCAGGCUUGAGCUUGUUCGUGCAGAGCAGAGACGAUCUUCCAUUCUACCGAAGAUGUAGGGUUUCUUUCCAGAUCUUGGAUUUGGGUUUUAUCUUUUAUUUUACUUUCAUUUAGUGUGAGACUUUUAUUAGGGGUCCACUAGAGAUGGAUUCCCGAGUUGUUCAAAUUAUGGAUAUUUGGUUUAUCAAAUUUAAGUAUUUAAUUAUUUAAGGAUUAA
This is a messenger RNA of Cornus florida, 633 nucleotides long. RefSeq lists its product as uncharacterized. The transcript has 2 exons. The record is from RefSeq and is a predicted model, not a curated record. Bases 26 to 475 code for a protein of 149 amino acids. Lineage: Eukaryota; Viridiplantae; Streptophyta; Magnoliopsida; Cornales; Cornaceae.